Molecule: messenger RNA, 2301 nt
Organism: Salvelinus sp. IW2-2015
Lineage: Eukaryota; Metazoa; Chordata; Actinopteri; Salmoniformes; Salmonidae
Source: RefSeq, a predicted model, not a curated record
AUGCGUCCGGCUCCGUUCAUAGCCAAACACAGCCUACAUCAGUUGAAACCUCCCCCUCCUGUCUCCACCUCCCAACCCCAGAAACCUCCCCCUCCUGUCUCCACCUCCCAAACCCAGAACCUCUCCUCCUGUCUCCACCUCCCCAACCCCAGAAACCUCUCCCUCCUGUCUGCCACCUCCAACGCGCAGAAACCUCCCCUCCUAAACCUCUCCCUCCUGUCUCUCACCUCGCAACCCCAGAAACCUCUCCCUCCUGUCUCCUCCUCCACCCCAGAACCUCUCCUCACUGUCUCCACCUCCCACCGCCCAAGAAACCUCCCCUCCUGUCUCACCUCCAACCCCAGAAACCUCCCCUCCUGUCUCCACCUCCCAACCCCAGACCUCCCGCCUCCUGUCUCACCUCCCAAACCCAGAAACCUCUCCCUCCUGUCUCCACCUCCCAAACCCCGAAACCUCUCUCCUGUCUCACCUCCCAACCCCAGAAACCUCUCCCUCCUGUCUCCACCUCCAACCCCAGAAACCUCCCUCCUGUUCCACUCAACCCCAGAAACCUCUCCUCCUGUCUACUCCCAAACCCCAGAAAUCCCCCUCCUGUCUCCACUCCAACCCGAAACCUCCCCUCCUGUCCUCACCCCAAACCCAGAAACCUCUCCUCCUGUCUCCACCUCCCAACCCGCAGAAACCUCCCCCUCCUGUCUCCACCUCCCAACGCCAGAAACCUCCCCUCCUAAACCUUCUCCUCCUGUCUCCCACCUCCGCCAACCCAGAACCUCCCCUCCUGUCUCCACGUCCCAACCCCAGAAACCUCCCCUCCUGUGUCCACCUCCCAACGCCCAGAAACGCUCCCUCCUGUCUCCACCUCCCAACCCAGAAACCUCCCCCUCCUGUCUCCACCUGCCCAACCCCAGAAACCCUCCUGCCCUCCUAAACCUCCCCCUCCUGUCUCCAUACUCCAACCCCAGAAACCUCCCCUCCUGUCUCCACCUCCAACCCCAGAAACCUCCCCUCCUGUUCCACCUCCCCAACCGCCAGAAACUCCCCCUCCUGUCCCGCUCCACCUCCCAACCCCAGAAACCUCCCCCCUCCUGUCUCCACCUCCCAACGCCCAGAAACCUCCCCUCUGUCUCACACUCCGCAACCCCAGAAACUCCGCCUCGCUGUCUCCACCUCCCAACCCCAAAACCUCCCCUCCUGUCUCCACCGCCCAAACCCAGAAACGCUCUCCUCCUGUCUCCUCCACCUCCCAAACCCCAGAUACCUCCCCCUCCUGUCUCCAUCUCCCAACCCCAAGAACCUCCCUCCUGUUCUCCAUCCGCCCAAACCCAGAACCUCUCUCCUUGUCUCCACCUCCCAACCCCUAGAUACCUCCCCUCCUGUCUCCUACUCCAUAACCCCAGAAACCUCGCCUCCUGCUCCACCUCCAACCCAGAACCUCCCCUCUCUGUCUCCAACUCCAACCCGCAGAACCUCUCCCCUCCUACCCCAGCAACUCUCCUCCUGUCCCACUCCCAACCCCAGAAACCUCCCCCUCCAUGUCUCACCUCCCACCCCAGAAACCCCCUCCUGUCUCCACCUCCCCAAUCCCCCAGAAACCUCCCCCUUCUUCUCAUCUCCCAACCCCAGAAACUCUCCGCCCUCCUGUCCCACCUGCCCGAAACCCAGAAACCGCUUCCCUCUGUUCCUCCACCUCCCACCCCAAAACUCUUCCCUUCCUGUCUCAAACCUCCCAAACCCCCCAAAAAGAAACGCUCCCCUCCUGUCUCCACCGCCCAAAUCCCCGAAACUCUCCUCCUGUCUCACUCCCAACCCCAGAAACCUCUCCCCUCCUGUCUCCAGCUCCCACCCCAAAACCUCCCUCCUGUCUCCACUCCCCCAACGCCAGAAACUCCCCUCCUGUCUCCACUCCCACCCCAGAAACUCCCCUGCCUGUUCUCCACCACCCAACCCCCCAGAAACCUCCCCCUCCUGUUCCACCUCCCAACCAAAACCUCCGCCGCCUCCUGUCUCGGCACCUCCCAAACCCAGAAAGAAGGCUCCAGGAACUCCCCGAGGUGUAUCUCCGACUUGAGGCUCUGCACUCCACAUGUUCGAACUUCAGGCUAUGAUCCCUUCACUCACGCAGACUCCCUCCUGUUCCCCUCCCAACCAACUCCCCCUCUAACCCCAACCCAGAAACCUCCCCCUCUGUCGUCCAGCUCGCCAAACCCCAGGAAGAACACCUCCCCCCUCUGUCGCCAACCUCCCAACCCAGAAACCUCCCCCUCCUGUUCUCCACCCCCAACCCCAGAAACCUCCCCCUGA